CCAGGAAUGAAGCAGCAGGUCUUGGUUUUCUACACUAAGCUUCUGGGAAGAAUCCGGCAGCCACUGCUUCCACACAUCAAUGUCCAUAGGCCAGUGCAGAAAUUAAUUCGGCUUUGUGGUGAAGUUCUUGCAACGCCGACGGAAAAUGAAGAAAUUCAGUUCCUUUGUAUUGUGUGUGCAAAGCUGAAGCAAGAUCCCUACUUGGUUAACUUUUUUCUUGAGAAUAAGCUGAAGUCUUUGGCUUCCAAGGGAACACCAGACGUAACCUCAGAAGACUCGUUGAGAAGUCAGGAGGCCUUGUCGACAGACACAGGACAGCCCGGUCGGCCAGAGGAGCCAUCCGGUGCGGCAGGAGUGGAGUCAACAGAGCCAGAGGACGGGCCUGCGCAUCCCAUGGACGAGCUGUCCACCAGCCUGGAUCAUCUCUGCGUUGCAUCUCUGUCCGAGGCCUCCAUGGUCCGUCUGAACCAGGACUACAACCUAGUGAAUUCUCUACUGAACCUCACCCGAAGCCCGGUGGUCACCUAG
Messenger RNA from Echinops telfairi (small Madagascar hedgehog), 528 nucleotides. It is a transcript of the gene FHIP2A, whose product is annotated as FHF complex subunit HOOK interacting protein 2A. Bases 7 to 528 code for a protein of 173 amino acids. The transcript is spliced from 4 exons. Lineage: Eukaryota; Metazoa; Chordata; Mammalia; Afrosoricida; Tenrecidae. The record is from RefSeq and is a predicted model, not a curated record.